Molecule: messenger RNA, 4966 nt
Organism: Saccostrea cuccullata (small rock oyster)
Lineage: Eukaryota; Metazoa; Mollusca; Bivalvia; Ostreida; Ostreidae
Exons: 32
Coding region: 11-4966 (1651 amino acids)
Biological process (GO): lipid transport
Molecular function (GO): lipid carrier activity
Source: RefSeq, a predicted model, not a curated record
UCAUGAAGGUAUGAUGGCUCCAAUCAGUAAAAGUUUAAUUAUUUGGGGCAGUAUUUUAUUAAUUUGUCUAUUUGGAAGCAUUGACGGUUAUAAUUAUGACAUUGGAUACGAAUACCACUACAACUAUAAGGCUGAAUCAGUGGUUUUGGGCGAUUUCAGAGUUGCUACCAUCGUUAAGUUCCGCGUAAGACCAGUGGAGAAAGGGAACAACUCACUACUGUGUCAACUUCAUGUGGACAGUUUUACCCAGUCAGCGGGCGGGAAAACCAAGACCAAUCCUGUGGGAUGGAACUUCGACAAUGGAUUCGAGUUCCAUGUAUCAGAAGACGGGUUAAUUAAGGAAAUAGCACACCAUCACGAAGAGAAGAAUGACGUAUUGAACCUAAAGAAGGUUCUUGCCAGCGUGCUAUCAGCGAAAGGAAAGCUUGGUCUUAAAAACAAGCGGACGUUUUACAACUGGGAACAUGACCAUUCAGGUUAUUUGCCACAUAAGUACGACAUUCAGAGCACAACCUCUGGUUAUAGAGUUAGUAAAUUUCACGAGAGCACAGACAGAAUCUAUAGAAAACAUGCUAAGACAUUACACUACAGUCAUGGUGGGGUCAUUGAAUUUGUUCGCACAGAUGAUAAAGUUAUUCUUCAGAACAAAAAUAAAGUGCCGGUAACAAGCCACUCUGAUCCUAGCGAUAAAGAAAUCAGAGAAGUAAAGACUGGAGAAGUGAAAGACAUCGAAUCGAAUACAACAACUGAAGUUAAACUUGUCAGCAAAAUAAAACUGAAUAAAGUUGACGCUUUAUCGCCCUUGAACAAGUAUUUGAAAGUUCAUGACAGCAUUGUUGUUAAAAAGGAGAAGCCAAAAACCACUGAUUUAUCAGAAGUUAAUAACAAGAUUGAAUUAAAUGUAGCAUGUAUUCAGGCUAACAAAGAUGAAGUCAAUAGCAACAGAUCUGAUUGCUUUGCGGACCUGGUGCAGAUAGUGAAUCGCCUUCCAGAGGAGGAUUAUGUAAAACUAGCUACACGCGAGUUCUCCAGGGAAUGCCAAUCAAAUGACACAAACUGCUCCAGUAGACAAAAUUUAUUCAUUGAUCUUUUAUUCAAAGAGGGACGCAAUGCCACACAAAAUCUGAUUAUCCGAUAUUUCUUGAAAAAGAAGGGUGCCAAUGAAACGACCAUUUGUCGAAUAUUUUUCCAUUUAGCUGACAUGAAAAAUCCCACACUGGCCUUGUUAGAAGCCGUGGAAGAUUUAUGUCUUGGUCCAGAUCAUGCCAAUAUAGGAUUAAUUGCCAUGACAAAAACCCACAAACAUGCUUGCUUGGCACUUGGAACAUUGAUAAGAAUAUUUCGAAACAAUUCUGAGCACGACGAGAAGACUGACCAUUUACUGGAUUCUCUUCAGAAAUGGCUGACUCCACAUAAUCAGACGCAUUAUAAAGAAAUGUACAACAAAAGAAGAUCACGUCGCCCAGUGGACAAAUUUGAUGGUGAAGUCCAUAAUUACACGUACUCCAAAAUGGUGUUAAUCCACGCCUCAGGAAAUUCGGGACAGGCCAGGGACUACCUCUUGACGUACAUGAGGCCCGGGGAGGGAGACAACAGUUGGAGGAGGGCUGCUAUUAUAGGAAUGAGACAUUUCAGCUGCACAGAGAGUUCCGUUGCUUUGCUUGAUCUUCUUGUCAACGAUGAAUCUUCCCUGGUUAGACAGCAAGCGAUGGAAUACUUUGAGAAACACCCUUUAUCGAAAAGAAGCCUUCCGCAACAUCGAGAUAUCAUUUUAAGCCGAAACUACUCAUACCAAACUUUGAUGCGUGUGAAAAGAGGUAUUCUUGAUGUUAAGUUCAAAGAUGGCUUCUUCUUUGCAAUGAGACUUCCGGGGAUACAAUGGAGUAAACAGAUGGGAAAUAGUGCCCUAGGAGCAGGAAUUGGGCUUAUUUUGACAAAUGAACUUGAAAUAGAAAUAAAACCACUCAGCGGCCACGCCAUGUUGAAUGUUUAUGAUGAUGCAUACGCUAAAGUUAUGGUUGGUUGGCUUGGAAUAGAACAAUAUCUCUUCCGAGCUCACGCCUGCUACAGAGGACAUGCAGGAUAUGAUAUCAACAUACUAAAGGACUUUGGAGUGAAUGGCAUACAGGAUUUGGCAACGAUAUUCGACAGAAUCGUGAAAACAGUGGUUGACCCUGUAAAGGACGCCAUCAAGGCUUUCAAAGACAUCAUUCAGUUAUUUGACAAGGGUGUUGACUAUAUUGUCAACAAGAUUAUUGAGCUGGUCAAAAACUUUCCCCUUAUUUUAGAAAACAUCAUUCAAAAUGUCAUCAAAGCUGUCAUGAAGGUCAUUGAGUACGGAGGUGUUCCAUGGAUUGACCAAAUUAAGAAGAUAAUUAUCAAAGCCAGAUAUUUUGUGGAAGAUGUGAAGGAGGACCUUACAGAGUUUUAUAGUACGAUUGCCGAUGCUAUCACAGUGACACUUCCCUAUGUUGCCAAAAAGUUGUUUGACUCUGUUGCAUCAAUAGUGUCAGCUCUGAAGAACUUCUUGUCAAAUCCCGUACAGUCUGUCACGGUGUUUGGAAAAUCUGUACUAGACAUUAAGCUUGCUAUUGGAAUGUUUCUAGACGUAAAAAACAAAGUUGUAGAGAGUUUGUCAUUUCUGAAAGGCGGUACACCAUUUUGGGUGGACUACUGGGAAGAUUUUAAGGAGAUUUUAGGAGAUGUCAAAGACCUUUUUGGACUUCUUUUUGACAAGAAGGAGAGUCCUUCCACCGAAGAGUUCGAGGAUGAACUUUCCACGGCACUAACGGACGGGGUGUCAAUGACGAGAGAGCAAACCAAUAUAUUUAUUGAGGCUAUCAAGAAGUCCUUUGGGGACAUAACAACUCAGUUUCAGGACACUUUGGGCGAAUUAGUUUCUCCCUUUUUCAAUGCUUUCAACUCUGUAUUGAAUGCCGUCAAAGCAAUCAAGUCUGGAUAUACUACAGUCAGAGAUAUGUUCAUAAAGACAAAAAAUAUUAUACAAAAGAUAUUCGGUUCCAAAUUCCACAUAAAAUUUCCCAAGCGGCGGAGAAAUGAGGAUUCUACUUGUGGAGUAGGGGUUUGGCCUACGAAUACCAACGGAAGAUAUCAGACACUUGGUGUUGAUGUUCGAAUUGGUUACUUAGCUGACAUUCGAAGUCCUGUUAAUGGCGAAGUUUUUAAAGAAAACAAUAGAGUGGUAAUCUUGCCUACAGAUGAAGAUUUUAUCGAAUUUGAAAUCGUAAUAGAAGGUAUAAUUCCGAAGUCGUCCAUCUCAUCCGAGGGGGAGUUUCUGUCAGCGGGAAAAGAUGUCAUUGGAAAAGCCGACAAAUCACCUUGCGAUUAUAAUUCUAUCCACGUGUCUGUGCGGAAAAGAUCAACGGAAAAGAUGUCCGAUUCUGAUUAUAAAUACAUCGAUCCAUCUCCAUUUCUGGAUCACCUGCUUCCCACCCCAGAAUGGAUCUGGGAAUGCAAGGACUACACUUAUAUUAAUUUUCUCAGCGUUGUUUCGGCUGAUGCUGUUGGGGAAACCCUAGACAAGACAGACGAAGAAAUUUCAAGAGCGACGUUUUCAGGAGCUGAAGAUAUUGGGAACGAAUUUCCUGAUGAAGAACCUAACUAUCGUCCUCCAGAGUUCGAAGUGGCUUCUCCUGAUGACCCUGUGGCUGUUGGUGCGUGGAACAAGUUCAAGGACGGAUUCAAGGGUCUAGUUAAAAACUUUAAGGACAUAGCCAAACAGCUGUUUGAUUUUUCAAGUAACAGGACUGGACCUAACCUCCUCGAUCUGGUUAAUGUUAAUGCUUAUACCCUUGGCAGAAUCAAAGAAUUACUUGGAGAUAAAGUUGAAACGGAAAUGAAAAUUGUUUAUGAUAAACUUAUGCAACUUCGAUCGUCCAUUUCUGCUCAAAACUUGGAUGGAUUAUCGAUGUCAAAGCUUCGGAGUUUAUUAUCGGCCUCGUUCAGCAGCGCGUCUGGAUCCAAGUCAAACAUGGUUUCAAGGGUUCUCUCAAGAACUGAAAAUGAUUGCCCGAUGUUUCUCAACAGACUUCAAAAAGGCCCUGGAAAUGUCUGUUUUGUUCAUCGAAGUUGCAAUGAAAUUUCCUGUGCUGUUUUACUUUCCCAUGCUAAUCACAGACUAAUGGUUACCACUGACAUCAAAAUGAACGGAUGUUUAAAACAAAUCAAUGUAACAACACACUCAACUUCUUUUGUAAUAAAUUUUCAAGAUGGUGUUGAAAUGGAGGAGAGGGUUCCUUUAGUGGAAGUGUCUACCUUAAUGUCUGCAAACUUAGUUGUUUCUGUAAAAUUUGACUGGACAACUGCAAUUAUCUCCCUUUCUGCAGAACUCUGUGUGUCUGAUUUUAUUUCUUGCUUGCAUACUGUACCAGUGCUAUUGAACUACGAAGUUGAUACGACAUGUUACUCAGGAGAUGGAAACACCCUCGUAUUGCCGACUAUGGAUAGCAUAACUGUUCAAGAUUUCAUAGCAGAACUUUCCGAAAAUCACCUUCUUGAUAAAGAGAUUCUUAAAAUCCUUGACACCAUAAGAGAAGCUAUGAUGGACGAGUUGAUAAACGAUCCAAGGACUCUUUUGAAAAUAAUGGGCAAAGAGUUCCAGAAUAAGGUAGACUUCUGCGCAGAUGUAGAAAUACCAUUUCCGACAAAGGACUUCGAGUUUCUGGAUUUGGACAUCGGUCCGAUCAUGGUUGGCCCUGUUCCAUUAUAUUUUGAAUUAGGAGCUGGAGCGUCCAUUGGCCUGAGAAUUCAAGUCGGUCUUUGUAUUCUAAGUUUCAAAGCAAAGGGAACACUUACCCCCUGGGCAGGGGCAAAAGUAUGGGGAGGAGUGGCGAUUAAGUUUUUUAUUUUUAGAGCUGGAUUAAGACUCAUAGGAUAUCUACUAGAGACGCGAUUUCCAAUAACGGCAGAAAUAACGUAUAAUAAAUUUCCUCUUGACGUAAAGUAG